GAUCGGCAAAUGUGAAUUUUUUUUGCGAUAUUCUCGUAGCAUGUCAGGCAGAGGAAUCAGCCUAGCAUGCUGUAUUUCGCUGUAUUGCUGUUUUAAUGAUCAAAUUAACUCAAAAGUUUUGAAUUCGGUCAUGUUUCAAAUGGCUAAAGCUAGUAAUUAUAUGCUUGCAAUUCGAAUUCAUGGUUUUUCAUUGUGUUGCCAAUGCAGUGAGUUUAGCCAGCGACUCACUGCCACCAUCGGAGAAGAGAGAGGCUGUAAAGAGUAAAGACCACCGACAAGACACAGGCAAUGGGGAGUCUCCUUUUGAUUGUCAUAUUCCGCGGUUGUUCACUGCGUAGCAAAUGCAGCGAGCGAGUAGUGAGCGACGAGCCGACAACUAUGGCAUCUCAAUAGACCUCGUUCUUCUUGGCGGCGGAUGCCGACAUCGGCGUCAGACGUCUACGAGAUGAGCUCCUCGCCGCGGCCAGAGCCCGACCACCACAGGCUCCUGGCCACCCUAGCUCGCCACGGCCGCCUCGCCGCCGCGGCGACCCUCUUCUCCUCCGCCGUCCGCACCACCCGCGCGCUCAACACCAUCCUGGCCGCCCUCUGCUCCUCCCCGGCCCUCGUCUGCGUCGCCCCCUCCGUGCUCCUCCUCGCCGCGCCCACCGCCGCGCCCGACGCCGCCACCUUCCGCGUGCUCGCUUCCGCGCUCUGCCGCGCCCGCCGCCCCUCCGCCGCCGCCGACCUCCUCCGCCUCAUGCCUCCCCUCCUCCUCGACCCGGACUACCCCCUCUGCGCCGCCGUCCUCUCCUCCCUCUGCGCCCACGCCCCGGCCACCCACGCCGCCGCCUUCCUUCACGACAUGAGCCGCUGGGGCCUCCUCGUCCCCUCCCCCUCCUCCGGCUCCGGGCACCACCACCGCGCCGUCCUCCGCGCGCUCCUCCGCGACGGGCUCCCCGCGGAGGCCUACGAGGUCCUGACGGAGGCGAUGGCCUCCGACGGGGUCGCCCCGAGGCCCGCCGACUUCGAGCUCCUCCUCCGCGUCUUCGCCGACGCCGGGGACUUCGCCGCCGUCGACCAGGCGUUCGACGAAAUGCUCCUGCGCGGGAUCGUGCCGGACACGCCCGUCUACGCCGCCUACCUCGCCGCGCUCUGCGGGCGGGGCGACCUGCCCGGCGCGCGCCGGAUGCUGGGCUGCAUGGCGCGCGCCGGAUGCCCGCCGGACGCCAGGGCGUUCGGCGUCGUGGUCGCCGGGUGCGCGCGCGCCGGGGACCACGCCGCGGCGGGGGAGGUGGCGCGGGAGGCCGUGCGGCGGGGGCUCAGGUGGGACGCGCCGGCGCUGGCGGAGCUCGUCGGCGAGCUCCGCGCGUCCGGCCACCUCGCGGCCGCGCAGGGCACGCUGCUGGACUUGUUCCUGGACGGCGGGUGCGCCGGCGUGGACGCCUCGGCGUUCGGGCGGAUGAUUUGUGCCAGCGAGGAGGACUGCGCUCCCUCGCCGAGCCUUGUAGGGAUCGCGCCGGCGGUUAGCCGCCGGUGAUGCUUUCUCUCAAUGACAGGUGAUGCCCCAUC
Molecule: messenger RNA, 1551 nt
Organism: Brachypodium distachyon (stiff brome)
Lineage: Eukaryota; Viridiplantae; Streptophyta; Magnoliopsida; Poales; Poaceae
Product: pentatricopeptide repeat-containing protein At2g38420, mitochondrial-like
Exons: 1
Coding region: 416-1519 (367 amino acids)
Molecular function (GO): protein binding
Source: RefSeq, a predicted model, not a curated record